CGCAACCACGAAUUUUGAACAAAACUUUAAUCCUUUAACAUGUGGAAAUCAUGUGCUCUAGUGAAUUAAACACCAAUAAUUUACGUAAAAGAUCCUGUUAAGGUAAUGAAAAUAUGGUCGACGAAUGCGAAGUUUGCGGCCAGAACGAGUUCGCCGUCGAGGCCGGUUUCCACUACUGCGUGGAGUGUGGAACCAAGUCGCAACGGCACGGACCGGAAAUGGUGGACGAGUUCGACGAGACCGCCGUCGGAACACAAACCGGUGCCGCGGUGAUUAAGAUCAAAAAAAUCAAGAAAAAGUGCAAAAUGAUAACCAGCUGGGAGCAGAUAAACUACAUCCUGCUGGGCUACACGGAUCGACUGGUGACGCUCGGCGCGGGCGAUGAGUUCAAGCUGACGGUGUUGCAGCUGUGGACGACCUAUUUGCGCCGGAUGGAAGUGGCUUUCUUCGACAAGGAAAAACCGGAACGCCCCAGAUUGCAUGUGUUUCACAAGUCGAUGGAUGCUACAAUACUCUACAAUCGAAGGAAGAAGAAACCGCGGGUAAGGAAUGCAAAGGGGGUGAGUAAUAGUGCUGGUCCGGGUAGUAGACCGGCUUCGGAAGCGGCUUCCAGUACGAGCGGAAAUACAUCGGCAAGAUCGACCAGGAAGGUGAGAUCCGAACAGAGAAGUUUGCUAAACGCGGAAUACGAUUCGCUUCGGGUAAGUCAGCAGUCGGAUGUGAACAGGUCGCUGCAUGAGCUGUCGAUGCGGUCGAUGAAUGCGAGUCUGUCGGAGAGCGAAAGCGAAGCGAGCUCCAAUAAGGCUGGGGGACAGAGGAUUAAGUUUUCGAGACUGGCGAGAAUUAGGAUGAAGCGAAAGCUCAAGAUGAGUACCGAUCAUAUAAAUAAGCAUGAAAAGGAUUUGGAUGAUCGGAUGACAUGUCAUAACAAUAAGGGAAAUGUUAAGUAUACGGAUAAACAGAAGCCGGGAAAGAAGAAAAUCCAUCCGGAAAACUUAACCAGGAUGGUUUUGGUUUCGAUACUGGGAUUAGGACUGAACACUAGCCAAAGCGAUGUUCAGUUAGCAGAUCUGGUCCGGUUUCACAGGGAGGAACAUAUUUCCCAUACCAAUCUUAAGCAGUAUCUUCCGGAGGAACUGGAUCCCAGCUGCUGUACGGAGACAAUCGCUUCUCUUCAAAGGGGUUUGUCACUCUCACAUCAAGAACUUCGAGCGGGAGUUGUGCAGUUGAUAAAAUUCCUGAACGUAGAUCCGAUCACACCGGAUUUGCAGAAGCUUUGUAAGCGCUACCUUGACGAACUCUGCCUGCCGGCUGAUUUGAUGAUAUUUCUGAAAAGGUUGAUGGCUGUUUUCCCUCCUAAGAUGCCCUUCGAUGGUACCAGUCAUCUCCCAAACUACGAAGGGCGAGCGAUGGCAUUUAUAAUUUUCAUGCUAAAGCUACUGUUUGGCCUGAAUGAUACCACCGAGAUGAAGUUGUCCAAAUCAGCUGCAAAAUUCAACCAGACGUUGACAAACUUGGGACCAUCCUAUCGGCCAUUGUUUGUCUUCCGAGAAUGGAUUCGUUAUUUGGAGAUGAGAAAGGUAAUUCUGGCUCAGGUGCAUCACCCUACCAAUCGGCUGAAGGCCAAGGAAGAAGGAAUCGAACAGGACAUUGAUCUGUUCAUAGAUCACAACAUGCGCAAAAAGCAAGGCGGAGAUAAGUUUCGAAUGUCCGUCAAUCAAGUGAAUCAAAACUGGAUGUCCAGGAUGAAGGAUGCCGUCACAAACAUGGUCGAUACUCACCAUCGUCUUAAUGUGACUCGAGAACCACAACAAAGCAUUGAAUUUGAGCCAAGCCUUACUUCGAAUCGGUCCUACUUUGAAACAUUCCUUCUAGCAUACAACCGCGAAGGCAGGAUCCAUGUUCCGGACUAUAUGCGGGAGAAUCAUUCAGAUCGAGCCAUCUUCCCACUCGUCAGUCCAUCGGAUCUCAAACAACUCCUCCGAACCGAUCACCAAAUCACUCUCAAAACGAAGAAAGUGCCUUCUGCCUUAUCCCAGCUUGAAUUAGUCGAUACGGCAGUCCUGCUCGAUUUCCUGACCAACAAAGGACGACGAGAGCCUCCCUUUCAGUUUAUCGAAGACUGCGAAGAAUCCGAAUGGACCCCACCCGCCAAACGCACACGCUCAGUUCAAACCCACGAACAGAUCCUGGCCCGGAUUCUCAUUCGCAAUAAAGCCGAGUCCGAACGAACCCAACAUCUCUUGAACUCCCUCCCAUCAAACCCUGCCCCUUCGGAAGCGGAUGAAACGGCUACCAACGUCACUAUGAGCACCAUAGCAGACAAGUCCAGCAUUCCUGAUUCGCAGGAUUCCUUCAUCCCACCGUACCAAAACAGCACCCACUCUCUGCUGACACCCAACUACGACUACUGGAUUCGGUUCUCCCAGGCCGGUGAAAUCAGUUCGAUGGAAACAUUUGACGAGCGGAUUUCCACCGGCCUACCGAACAACUUCCGUCUGGUGCUCGAGGAAUGCGCCCGGGUGAUCGAGAAUCACCCCUCGGUGCUCUACCGCGAGCUGAUGGCCCUGGAGACGUAUUUCUUCUACGCAGUACAACCGGUCGAGCGGUUCUUUGAUGGAACCAAGCACUGCGAGGUGCAGCUAGAGACGGCAUGGACGCGAGAUCCGUUCUUGUUUAGGCGGGUUUCCAGUGCCGUGAAGGACUAUUGAGGUUUGAUUUUUUUUUUAAGUGUGGAUGAAUUUUGAAUUUGCCGUGUAUUUUUCGUGAGUUUAAUUGUAGCAGGCAUCCGAAAUGUCCUCGGUCGGUUAGCGACAAUUUGGUUUAUCUUCUGAUUCUGAUGAAUUACAUCUCAGCACCGAUCACGACGAUGUAUAAGUCCGAA
This is a messenger RNA of Ochlerotatus camptorhynchus, 2884 nucleotides long. RefSeq names its product TATA box-binding protein-associated factor RNA polymerase I subunit B (gene TAF1B). The record is from RefSeq and is a predicted model, not a curated record. Gene Ontology annotation, cellular component: RNA polymerase I core factor complex; RNA polymerase transcription factor SL1 complex. The transcript is spliced from 2 exons. The coding region runs from base 114 to 2711 and encodes 865 amino acids. Gene Ontology annotation, molecular function: RNA polymerase I core promoter sequence-specific DNA binding. Lineage: Eukaryota; Metazoa; Arthropoda; Insecta; Diptera; Culicidae. Gene Ontology annotation, biological process: RNA polymerase I preinitiation complex assembly; nucleolar large rRNA transcription by RNA polymerase I.